GCGGCGCACGGGCGGCCCCGCCCCUCUCGUCACAUGACCGGUGGCGAGGCCUCGCUGUCGCCCGCUCGCCACCGUCGCUCGCCCCUCGCUGCUGCCAGGCGUCCCGGACAUGGAGCCGCGCUGCCGCUCCCCCGCCUGCCUGUUCCUCCUGCUGCUCGGCGCCUGCGGUUUUUUCCAGUCCUGUGCAGUAGAAGUAGAAGUAAAGGAUGCCUCUAAUACUACGUGCCUGUAUGCAAAAUGGAUGAUGAAAUUCUUGAUACGAUAUGAAACAAACAGUAGUGAUUAUAAAAACAUAACCUUGGACUUGCCAUCCAAUGUGACACACGAUGGAAGCGUCUGUGGCAAUGACACACAAGCUGCACUUGUGGCAUUGCAGUUUGGAGAAGGUCACUCUUGGAGCAAUAACUUUACAAAAACCAAUGAAACUUACCAGGGGGAUUUUGUCACAUUUACCUACAACACUAACGAUACUGCUGUAUUUCCUGAUGCGAAAAGAAAAGGACCAAUUACCGUUGUUGUAAAGGAUAGUAUGCUUCCAGUUCACCUGAAUAACGUCUACGUGUGUCACAAUGCCGACUCUUUUGAAACAGAAAACGUAAUACAGAUUUUCUGGAAUGUUACGUUGCAGGCUUUUGUUCAGAAUGGCACAAUCAGUAAAAAAGAGUCCAGAUGUCGUGCCGACACACCUACUUCUGCACCUACCGUUCUGCCUACUAUUGCCAAUGUAACUACUGCAUCUACCAGCACUUUGUCACCCACUCCAACCUCUGCGCCCAAACCUGUGGAGAAUCCAGACACAGGAAACUAUUCUCUGAAAAGUGGAAAUAAAACUUGUCUUCUGGCUACUGUGGGGCUGCAGCUGAAUGUUUCCAAAGACAAGCCUGUUCUGAUCAACAUCAAUCCAAAGACGACUACUGCAGAUGGUACAUGUGGCAACACAACGGCUACUCUGAGGCUGAAUGAUGGAAACAGCACUUCAAUUGCUUUCACGUUUGUUGUUAAAAAUACAAGUGCAAAUGUACCAAAAUUUUAUCUGAAAGAGGUGAAUGUUACACUGUUCAACCAUCUGAAUGGUUCUGUCAUUUCAAAUGCAGAUAACAACAAUUUCAGCAAGUGGGAUACUUUCCUUGGUAGUUCUUAUAUGUGCCGAAAAGAGCAAACUCUUGAGAUUAAUGAAAAUCUUCAAAUACAUACUUUCAAUCUAUGGAUUCAGCCAUUCCUUGUGAAGGAAAAUAAAUUCUCUACAGCCCAGGAGUGUUCGCUGGAUGAUGACAGCAUUCUGGUCCCAAUUGUAGUUGGUGCUUCACUUGCUUGCUUGAUUGCCAUUAUAGUGGUUGCUUACAUAAUUGGCAGAAGAAAAAGCUAUGCUGGAUAUCAAACUUUGUGAAUCUAAAUGUGAUUCCUGUUCUGAUUUCACUCUAAACAAAGCAAGUGCAAGUUCUGAAGUCUAAAAAAGACCCCAACCUUAAGAAUAAUUACUAGCCGCAGCUGACUGGAGUUGAGAAACAAAGAACGUUUGUGUCAGAUGAAGCAGAACUACGUUUUUAGUUUUCCUGCUCUAAGAAGAUGACGUGGGUUUUGUAGCUGUUUCGAAGAUGUCAAAUAUUGGAAUUGCUAGGCUAAGGAUUUUAUCUUGCAAAAACCUUGAAGUGUUUAGGAUUUAUUUCUGCUUUUUACAAAUUGUAGCCUGAAACAAGAUUGCGUCUUAAACUGAUGUGCAUUGCGCAACUCCCGGAAUAGCAUAGAAUUUGUACUUGCUUCUCUCCUCUGCGUUUCUUAGUUGUUGUCAUAAUUGAUGGUUAAGCUGGAAGCAUUGGUCACUAUGUUGACUUGUAUAGUAUUUAACAAGGAUUGUACAACGCCCAGUAACAACUUUGUUUUUCAUAUAAUUGAACUUCAGGCUGAACUUAAGUCAUUCUUGAAGCGGCAGCAGUAACGUACUUAGCUGUGACAGAAUUUGAGUGGUUUACUCCUGCCUUGGUGUGGUUUCAGGAAUCAUUCCUAUAACCUGGCUGUACAAACAAAAUGGGUGACAUACAUACUUGCCAAAUGGUGGAUAUAUAGGAAGACUUCAGUGCUGUUUCCAAAUGCUUUCAAAAGAGAAGUUACUGUUAGGCGCUGAAUUCUUCAUCACUUACUAUAUCCUGGCAAUCAUCUAAAAUAGUCAACUGAGGCGGAGUUCUGCUAAACUAAUGCAAGUUUGAUUUUUUUGUUGGCAUCAGUUUAAAGGGAAUAAUCUUUGUAAAAAUUCCAGAACUUCAAAGUGCACUUAACUUUAUAUUAUGCUCUGCACAGAACUGGUCUGUCUUGUUCCUUUGAAUGACCACUGUUUAAAGAUGAUCUCAUUUAAUAAGCCAGGAUCUGUUGUUGCAGCUUCAGCUGUCUUUAAAUCUUCAUCUCGAAUGGUUCUCUGCCAGUCAAAAUUCACAUUAUAACUGCUUGCCAUUGGCAUUCUGAAUGUUUAAUGUGCUUUGUGUUUGAUCGUUUGCUCUGUAGCACUUAUUAAUGUUAAGAAUGCAAAAGCCAAGUAAGUCUGAGGUGGACCCACUACAUCUUGUUUUGCUUGCUGUAUGGAAAGGAUAACUAGCUUAAAAAACGCAGCGCAACUGGACCGUUCUUGAACCGCAGCUCAGUAGAGACCAACCAUUGCCGCACAGCUUUCCUCUGGUCCCCCGUUGUCAUACGUAGUUUUUACUGCAUGGGAAAAAAGAAGUCUCUUAGACUUCUGGGUAAGUGUGACUUUUUCGCGUAUGUCAUAACAUGAGCUGCCUAAACUACUUAUUUAAUGAGCAUAACAUUGUCUCCUCCUUUAGAAUGAGUUCAGCCUGCAUCAAAGCUGGUUUAGUGCUUUACUAGUGUUCUCUAGGGUUGUAGAGGUGUCUGUGGCAUGUUUGUAUACAAAUCAUACCAUACACUUCUUUCAGUAAUUUUUUUUCUGACAACAGUUUACUUCUGACACGAGCCAAGGAAGCAAGUAUAAGUGGAUAAUGCUUACUCUAGCUUGUAGUCUACAGCUUUCAUUUUGCGUCAGUUACUGAAAUUCACUUUAAUGAAAGUGGAGAACUACUAUAAGUUUAAUCUUGAAACAGGCUUCCAGACUACCCAUUUUAAUUAAAAAAGUUGAUCUAAUGACUUCCUUAUUAAUGUACCCUCAAAUGCAGGAGUUCAUAUAGAUUUUUAGCGUUUUCGUGCCUGAUACUCAGCAGCACCAGUUACAUAUGCAUUUCUGUUAAGGAGUAGUUACCACACUGCAUUCAUUUGACCAUGCGCAUUUUUGAGCUGUGCACAGUUUCCAAGUGACAGUAUAGAAGAUUAGUGCAAACUGCUCCCAAAAGUCAACAAUACCAGAAGUAUCUUUGCAAGAACCUGCAACUUCAUCUUCAUUUGCAAGUGUAUUGGCUCAGAGUUUAAAAUACUCCUAGACGGAUGUGCAGAUAACUGGUUCAAAAAAAUAUCUGAGUUUCACCUGACUGCGUGUUAUAAAACCACUAGUUUUCCUGUAUAUAUUGCUCUGUAGGGAACUGUCAACCUGUUUAAUGUGUGCUCUAAAUAAUAAAGAUUGUUCUAUUUCUUAAGGAAA
Molecule: messenger RNA, 3580 nt
Organism: Columba livia (rock pigeon)
Lineage: Eukaryota; Metazoa; Chordata; Aves; Columbiformes; Columbidae
Gene: LAMP2
Product: lysosomal associated membrane protein 2
Exons: 9
Coding region: 110-1387 (425 amino acids)
Biological process (GO): cellular response to starvation; protein targeting to lysosome involved in chaperone-mediated autophagy; autophagosome maturation
Cellular component (GO): autophagosome membrane; late endosome membrane; lysosomal membrane
Source: RefSeq, a predicted model, not a curated record